Girardinichthys multiradiatus is the source of this 1798-nucleotide messenger RNA. RefSeq lists its product as uncharacterized. The record is from RefSeq and is a predicted model, not a curated record. NCBI's taxonomy places the organism in Eukaryota, Metazoa, Chordata, Actinopteri, Cyprinodontiformes, Goodeidae. The transcript has 5 exons. Bases 830 to 1444 code for a protein of 204 amino acids.
GUCCAUCAGUUCUUCCUAAUGUUAACGAGCUCUUCAUGAAAACACUUCCAGCAGAUCUUGAUGUUUAUCAGAUUCCAGCAGAUUAUUUUACUUUAUUCCAUGUGAAAGUCUGAGUUAGUAAAAGUAUCAGAUGUGUGAUGUUCUUCCCUCCAUGAGAAGUCAGUAGAAGGUUGAACAAGGAGAACUGCCUUCUUGUCUUCAUUAUAAUGUUGUAGCAGCUUCCAGGUUGGUCAGAGUUCAGGUUCUGCAGAAGUUGUAACCCUGAACAACAGCUUCAGGGGGGUCGUUAUUCCCAGCAGGAGGCUUCCUGAUCUCCCCACCCAGGCUCAGCCAGGUGCUGGUGCUCCCCGCCUCGACCCAGUCUGCAUACAUGGGGGAAACCAGAGACGUGCAGACACACCACUGCAAGACCAAAUCUCAAACCAGAACAUGAGCUAUUGGAUCAAACAUCUGGACAUCAGAUAACAGGGUGAAGUGGAAAGGACUGGAAUCCGGAACCGUCCGUGGUAGGACUGCAUGGAAGGAUGACAGGUGAGUUAGUGACUAGGAAUGAAUACUGAAGAAGAAUGAUGUGAAUUGCUUAGAGGUGGGUUGUGGAAGAAUCUCCAGGGGGAGAGAUGUAAGGCUUGAGAGUGGUGAUCCUUAUCUGCUGAUCCAAGUAAGGUUGGCCUUGAGGUCAGUAUGAGGUUCAGAGGUAUCUGUGUUUGCUGCGUUUGUGAGGAACCAAGUUCUUAGUCGUCCUUGGAUCUUUCCCAGAUGGCGGUGAGGGUGAGCAGGGUCCGCUUGGAGUCUAGAUCCAGGAACAUGAGAGAAGCCACGGAGCUGCCAGAUGGGUUCUUGUCUGAGGGAUCUCAGCAUAGGAGUCUGUGGCCAGGAGCAGCUGGGAACAGACUUGAGAGUCAGGCAGGAAUCUAGGAGGGAAGACAACGAAGAUGAGAAGGUAGUGAAGCCCGUGGUGAGCGUGUACCCAGCAGCAUCCAGAGCCCACCUGGAGGGGAAGAGCUCCCUGCUGUGUCUGGCCUCAGACAUGUUUCCUCCUCUGGUCCAGAUCUCCUGGAAAAGACAGAAGAAGGACGGUGAUCUGGAGGAUCUGCCCCCUGUUGAGGGAGAGCAGCUGGAGCUCAGAGAGUCGGGUCGCACCGCCUCCAUCUUACUGGUGGAUCGGCAGGAGAACGGCUCAUCUAAAUACAGCUGCUCUGUCCAGCAUGAGGGAGGCAGAGUGGAGGCCCAAACACUACAAGAGCUUCCAGCUCCAGCAGCCUCCUGUCCUCCAGAGAGACCAGACCUGGCAGCUCUGCAGCAAGCUGACUUGUCCUUCCAGUCUCAGUGCAGGGUGAAGCUGCUCUGCCUGCUCUACACGGUGCUGAUAGUGAAGAGUCUGGUGUACUGCUGUGGACUCUCUCUGCUGAUGAUGCUCAGAACCAAGGGACCGUCCACCAUCUGAACACCUGCUGACUCACUGUUUUCUCUCCAACUUUUCCUCCUUUCAUUGUUACUGAUUGUUUGUUUUAAAGCUUCUUAUGAUGCGUUGAAGUCGAUCAUGAAGAGAAUCUGUUUAUUGCAGCUUCACAGAGUUUCUGUAAGGAUUUCCAUCCAGAUGAGGAAAUAUUUCUGUCCUGGGCUGUAAUCUGUGUUCUAAUAACUUUAUAGUUUGAUUUAGAUCCUCUCUGAUCAUUUCUGUCUGCUCCAUAUUUGAUUGUUUGUCAUCAGUUUGGUCAUUUUUCUUUCAUUGUAACACAACUUUAUGGACAAAUAAUUAUUAAACCUUCUUGUGGCCAAAAUGACCACAUAAACUGUU